Messenger RNA from Cydia strobilella, 2144 nucleotides. RefSeq lists its product as uncharacterized. The transcript has 2 exons. The coding region runs from base 759 to 1496 and encodes 245 amino acids. The record is from RefSeq and is a predicted model, not a curated record. NCBI's taxonomy places the organism in Eukaryota, Metazoa, Arthropoda, Insecta, Lepidoptera, Tortricidae.
AUCUACCGAAACUAUUGUGUACUAGUUUAAGUGCUCAAUAAGCUGUUAGCUAUGUCAAUGUAUGUAAUAGUUCCUAACCAAUCCGUAGUGUCAUAGUGUGGCGCUGUACUUUACUAUAUAAGCUUCUACAUGUAUGUAGAUAAGCCCACUUUUUCUAACCAGCCUUCUGUAAAACAUUAAAUUAAGAUAUCAGAUUCUCUGCUUUCAUUUGGUCGCCAUUACCUCCAACGCUGAACAUAAUGGUGACCCCUAGUUUAAAUCGCGGUUAAUCUCAGUACUUUAAAGCGAAUCGCUAGUAAAUUUAGUAAAAUUUGCGAGCCGGUACGUCGAGGAAUCGCCGCGUAUCCUGAUUUAGGCCGGGAGAGCAACGUUACCACGUAGGCAGCAACCGCGUGGGGCUCCGCCGACCUGAAGAAGCUGAAGAGGUGACUAGGAGGCGACCACACCACUCGAUCGAGCGGCCUGAGCCAACGCGACAGGCGCCGACCGAGCCACCAAAGCGGGACCACGUGCGUGGCACCGCAGCCGCAGCAGGGAACGGCUACCGCAAGUACCAAAGGGACCACGUGGGUGGUACCACACCAGAGGCAGAAGGAGCGCCCAAGCGAGGGCAAUCACCAAGCUACGCCACGCGCACGAGCAUCAAUCGAGAAGGCAAGUGAGCUGGCAUUCCCUAACCUAUCUACCAAAUCUCCCUACCAAAUUUAAUUGUAAUCGAUUUAUUUCCUACAAAUUGUAAAUUGUAAUCGUUCUUAAUCAUGUUAGAAACUUCCAAAAACACUCUAGAAGAGUUAGAAAUUAGGCAGUUAAAAAAUAGACGAGGUGUCUGUAAGCGAAAAUUAACUGUAUUUAAUAAAUUUAUAGAAAGAAUCGACUCAAGUGCAUUGACGGCCGAAAUAAUUGUAGACAUAAGCUUAAGACUAGAACAAUUACCAAAGUUAUACAAUGAUUUCUCUGAGAUACAGGACCGGAUCGAGACACUGUGCAGCGACGAAGGGGACAUCGAAGCCCACGAGGCCGAGCGUAUGUCAUUUGAGGACACAUUUUACCGACUUAGCGCUAAGGGCAAGCUGCUGGCGAAGGUAGAUACCGAUUCAACACCAAAUGACCAUAGUCCGCAAGCCCCGCCGCAGCAACCCCUCGGUGAGUCGAUAAAAUAUCCCGAAAUUAGCCUCCCUAGCUUCGACGGAGACCUAACACAGUGGCUGCAAUUUCGAGACACAUUUGAUGCCCUAGUCAACCAAGCUAGCUUAGCACCGAUCGUAAAAUAUAAGUACCUACGCAGUUGUUUACAAGACGGCGCACUUGAGGUAAUUAGUUCGCUCGAUUUCUCCGAGGACGCGUACAUGCUCGCGUGGCAGAUGCUUUGUGAACGUUAUAAUAAUCCUAAACGUUUAGUCACCAACCACAUGCGAGCCUUGUUCGACGUGGAACCGGUACCGUCAACUCCUUCGGGUCUAAGAGGAUUUCAAAACCUUCCUAAAGAACCGAGCUGACCGGCUGGAAGCGACCAGCCCAGCAGUACCAUCGGACGCACCCAGCACUUCCAAGAAGGCCAUGGUAACCACGUCCGAACCUAUCAAGGUAACCUCCAAACAGUUUAAAUGUAACCAGUGUCCGUAUUGUUCGAGUACGCAUUAUAUUAAUCAGUGUCCAAAGUUUAGUGCAUUAAACGUUAUCGCGCGCAUCCGAGCCGUGAAUAAAUUACGAUUAUGCUUUAAUUGUUUGUCCGGAACGCAUGUCUUAACAAACUGCAGGGCCAGUACAUGUCGAGUAUGUAAGGGCAAGCAUCAUACGUUACUACACAAACCAAAUACCAACACUCAUGUAGGUAGUAACCCCGUACCAACGCGAUUACCAAUAUCAACGUUAAUCGACGAACAACCGAGUUCUAGUCAAAUCGAGACUACCUUGUCGAAUAACACUUUAAUCGAAAAACAAAUAAACAAUGCGCGAAAUAGGUCAGUUUUCCUUACAACAGCCCAAGUGCUCGUUAGGGAUAAGCAUAACAAUGUGCAUAAAAUGAAGGCAUUUUUAGACAAUGGCUCGCAAGAAAAUUUCAUUACCGAAAACGCGGCCAAAAAGUUACAAUUAAACAAGGAACAACUUGCCUUAAAUGUCAUAGGUUUCAAUGAAAAAGUGUC